Anthonomus grandis grandis is the source of this 1705-nucleotide messenger RNA. RefSeq names its product deoxyuridine 5'-triphosphate nucleotidohydrolase-like. Gene Ontology annotation, molecular function: dUTP diphosphatase activity; magnesium ion binding. The record is from RefSeq and is a predicted model, not a curated record. NCBI's taxonomy places the organism in Eukaryota, Metazoa, Arthropoda, Insecta, Coleoptera, Curculionidae. Gene Ontology annotation, biological process: dUTP catabolic process; dUMP biosynthetic process.
AGUUCUUAUACGAUUAUUAAAACAUGAUUCCAAUUCAAUCCAAACUAAUUGUUUCCCCUUUUUAUUAUUAUUCUUUUUGUAUUUAAAUUGUUCUCGAUAAUUUUUAAAAAUACUUAAAUUUGAUUCUAAUUUAAACAUAGAUUUUUUAUCUAUUUUUACCUGACUUCUUAAAUACUUUUUUAAAAUUUUUUAAAAUUAAAAUAUUUUUAUAAAAUUUUAAAAUUUAAACAAUCACCUUGGCUAAAAGCUUACAUUGAUUUAAAUACAAAUUUGAGAAAAUAAAGCCAAAAUGAAUUUGAAAAAAACUUUUUUAAAUUAAUGAAUAAUGCAGUUUUCGGAAAAACUAUGGGAAACGUGAGGAAAUACAAAGAUGUUAAAGUAGUAACUACUUGGCUCGGUCGAUAUGGAGCAAAAAAUUACAUUUCAAAACCUAAUUUCCAUAGUUUAACCAUUUUUGAUGAUGACAUGGUUAUAAUUGAAAUGUCAAGCUUAAAUAUUAAAUUUAAUAAAUCUAUAUAUGCAGGUUUUAAUAUUUUAGAAAUUUCUAAACUUUUUUUAUAUGAUUUUCAUUAUAAUUAUAUUAAACCUAAAUUUAAUACAGUUGCCAAACUAUUAUAUACUGACACUAUUUCUUUAAUUUAUCAUUUUUACGUGGAAGAUAUCUAUGAAUUUAUUAGAAAUGAUAUAGACAGAUUUGACACUUCUGAUUAUCCUGUAGACAACAUUUAUAAUAUUCCUUUAGUUAAUAAGAAAGUAUUAGGAUUAAUGAAAGAUGAGAAUAAUGGUAAAAUUAUGCGUGAAUUUGUAGGUCUUAAACCAAAAAUGUAUGCAUUAAAACUGUUUGAUUCAGAUAAAGUUGUUAAAAAGGCUAAAGGUAUUACUAAUACUUCAAUGAAAACAAUAACAUUUGACGACUAUUAUAACUGUUUAUUUCAUAAAGACACAUUUUAUACACAAGAACAUUUAAUUCGAAGUAAAAAACAUGAGGUCUACACAAUAAACCAGAGAAAAGUUGCUCUUACUCCAUACGAUGAUAAAAGAAUUAUUAAUUAUAUAUAUACCGAUACACUACCUUGGGGUUAUAAUCAAUAAAUUUAUUUUAUCCAUUUUCAAUAAAAAAUGUGCAUACAUUUAAGCCGAUCAAGAAUAAGUCCAAUUUUAAAAUAUACAAAAAUCACACCUCACGCAUAUACACCCGAAAAGGGUAGUAGACUGGCUGCUGGAUAUGAUUUAAAAAGUAAUCAUGAAAUAAUACCAGCUAGAGGAAAAGCUCUAAUAUCAACUUGACUUAAAUUUGAGCUGUCGAAAAACUGCUAUAGCAGGAUCGCUCCAAGGUCUGGUUUAGCUGUAAACCACUUUAUUGAUAUAGGCGCUAGCGUUAUCGAUGAGGACUAUCGAGGUGAAAUUAAGGUCCUACUGUUCAAUCACUCGGAUGAGGAUUUUCACGUUAGAACUGGCGACAGGAUAGCUCAAAUAAUAUGUGAAAGGAUCUUCUAUCCAGAGCUUCAAAAAGUCAACAACAUGUCCAGCACAGAACAUGGAGAAAAAGGAUUCGGGUCCACAGAAAAAAAUAUGUAAAACAAAUAAAGUGAUUUGUUUUAAUUUUUAAGAAAUGGUUUUUAUAAAAGUAAAUAAAAUUGUUGUUAUUAUUAUUUUAUUUAAAAUUAUAGAUAUAACUUAAAAAUAUAUUUUUUAAAUAUCUAAA